Messenger RNA from Saprolegnia diclina VS20, 1952 nucleotides. RefSeq lists its product as hypothetical. Gene Ontology annotation, molecular function: single-stranded DNA binding. The record is from RefSeq and is a predicted model, not a curated record. Lineage: Eukaryota; Oomycota; Saprolegniomycetes; Saprolegniales; Saprolegniaceae. Gene Ontology annotation, biological process: DNA-templated transcription. Gene Ontology annotation, cellular component: RNA polymerase III complex. The coding region runs from base 39 to 1886 and encodes 615 amino acids. The transcript has 3 exons.
ACGCUUGCAAGCGGCGCCGGAAUUAGCGGUCGUCCGAGAUGGUGGUGGUGUCGCAGUCGAAGCGCCGGCUCCUCCUGCAUGUGCUCCUCGAGCACUUUGGCGAGCACGUCGAGCACCUCGCGCGGGUCCUCCUGAAGGCCGAUGACGACGGCUUCACGCUGCGCGAGAUCCUCCUGCACACGACCAAGGCCACGCCGUCGCAGCUCAAGGCCGGCCUCCUGAAGAUGCUGCAGCACAACAUGCUCGACAUCAAGUCCCAUUGGGCCAACGGCAAUGCGCACAAGAAGACGGCGCAGACCAAGCAGCCCUACACGCUUCGGUAUACGCUCAACCACGACGAAGUGCUCCGGCGUCUCCGCUUUGCACGCUACAUUGAGCUCGCCAGCUCGGUCUUUGGCGAAGAGGGUGCGAUCAUUAUGGAGGAGCUCUUGGUCUGUGGCCGCCUCCGCCUCGACCAGUCGAUCGAGGCCAUGGCGUUCAACCUCGCACAGGCGCGCCGCGCCGCCGAUGGCAACUCGGAAGACGAUGUGGACGCGGACGAGCUCGACGCCCUCAAGGCAACGCUUCGGUCGACCUUUCUUGAGAUGGCCAAGAACCGCUACAUCGUGCGCGUGCACCCGCUUGACCUCAACAACAAGCACGCGGACGAUCCGUUUGCAGACGAAGCCGAGGUGGCGUUCGAGAAGCUCGCGGCGGCGGCGUCGUCGCCGUCCUCGUCCUCCAAGGCCGCGCCCAAGUCCAAGGCGAAGAAGCCGUCGGCUGACACUGUCGAGCUCGACGAUGGGUUCUCGGUGCGGCGUGGCACAAAGCGCAAGGCCAAAGCGCCGCCAAAGGACGUCGUUCCAAUCGAAGUCCAGCUCAUGAUGCAGGCAGAGGAGGCCGAGGCGUCGACACCGCCGGCCGCGACCAGCGCGCCAGUCUCGUCUGGCGGUCGCCGUCGUCGGAAGGAGGCCAAGCUGCCAUCGACACCGACAUCGCUUCUCGACAACGGCCAGGGCGACGACGUGAGCCUGAAGGAAGAAAACGCCAUUUGGCGUGCCGGCGUCGCGCAGCUGACGCGCGAGCUGCGCCACCGCGCGUGCAUCAAGUUUGCGAAAGAAAGCGUCAACGACGUGGCCGAAGUCAUCGUGCAAGCCAUGCUGCACGCGUCGUCGCCGCACGAGCGCGGCGAGGCCGAGCCGACGUCGUUCCCGAUGACCGCGCGCGACCUUUUCAAACUCCCGUCUGUCGACGCGGUGAUUCCGCAUACGUCGCGCGACCGCUGGAAGCUGCUCCUCAAUUACCUCACGGCCAUGUGCCAACACCCGUCGGGCAUGCUCACCAAGACGGCCCCCGAGGCGUUUGCCGCCAACAAGACGGGCGACGGCGGCACGUACGCCGUGCACAUGCAGAACGUCGUGUCGACGCUCGAGCGCAAGACAGUCCACGCGUUCGUGCAGGACACGUACGGCACGGCGAGUGCGCGCAUUCUCCGCGUCGUGUACGAGCAGCGCCAGGCCGAGGAGAAGACGAUCGGGGAGCUCGCGCUUUUGCCGGCGAGCGAGACGCGCAGUCGACUCUUUGGGCUCUUUCAAGCCAAGCUGAUUCAGAUGCAGGAAAUCCCCAAGCGCGCCGACUACAACCCGCAGUACACGCUCUACUGCUGGUCGGUGGACCACAAGGCGCUCAUUCGGCGCCUCGUCGAGCGCAUCGAAAUUUCGCUCGUGCAUUUGCGGACGCGCCGCCAGAGCGAGGCCGACGAGCACAAGGAUCUGAUCGCGCGCUCGGACCAGCUCGUCGAGCAGCACGACCUCGACCGGUUCGACCGCGUCUGCCGGUCCCUCGAUCGGUUCGACCGCCUCGUGCUCCAGUUGGACCGCAUGCUGCUUCUCUUGUGCCACUUUUAGAUAUAAUUCCUUUUGCAGUUAGUACAAACGCUGCCGUGUAUUUGCUACGAGCAGUCAUCAUCAUGC